Molecule: messenger RNA, 806 nt
Organism: Bactrocera oleae (olive fruit fly)
Lineage: Eukaryota; Metazoa; Arthropoda; Insecta; Diptera; Tephritidae
Source: RefSeq, a predicted model, not a curated record
AUGUUGUCGCGCUAUUGUGUCAUCAAAAUUUACACCUUCGUGAGCUUUUUUUUCAAAAGCUUUCACAUAGCUGCAACAUACUUGCUUCAUCCUAACGUCAGCGUGCUACAGAUAACAGCCUCCAUAUCCUAUCCGAUUGUUGAUUUACCGAUGCACCGCACAUUUUACUUCGAUUGGGGGUUUCAAAUGAACUACGACUUCCCCUAUAACCUCUCUUCCUUCUAUAAUGCGCCAAUUUGGAAGUUAGAGAAACGUGAUGUGAACAACGAUUAUCCUCGAGGCUUUAGUAAAUUGAACUUUAACAAUUUAGAAACACUGAAGUACAAUGGAGCAUUUAAAAAUUGGUUGGAUCCGUCUAAAAACGGACAUUUCUUCGAUUUCACAGCUGGUGAAUUAUAUAACUCACUGGGAAGCUUAAUAGAAAGCUAUGGCUAUCACCACAGUUGUUUACAGCAGAGCGUGUGUGACAUCGCUAGAAAUCCAUUUGAUGCUGAAGAACAUCACGUCAUUAGAGACUUGAUUACAUUUAUCCUAACGCCCUCAUGGCAUUUGGGUUUUGUUGCAAGCGAAGAAGCGCAGCGAAAAGCUUACGAGAUAGCAGAAUGGAGUGGUGUACAUGGUUUAAAUUGCAAAAGACUCUACCCAGCUUGCAAAAGAAAUAUUCUGCGUAUUAUCACAAAAGUGAUUUUCGAUAAUAGUUGAUUAAGUUAAUUUAUAAAAUUUUGUAAGUUUUGGUAUUUAUAACAUAAUAUUUAUAUUUUAAGUAUUUCUAAUAAUAUUAAUACAUUAAAUAAAAAUUUAUAUAC